CAUGUGCAACUUGAAGCGUGAGUUUUGUGUUGUGCGUAUGUGCCGGGAACUUGUCAAACGUUUGUUUGUGUCUUCCGUUGCAACUGCAGGAAUUAUUUGCUAUUUGUGGUUUUAACGUAGAUGAGACUUACUGGUGCUGAUCACUGUGUUUAUGUUUCGGUGGUGCGUAUCUGCUUUUGUCAAGUUUACACCUGCACCGUGCCUCGCACGUGGCUGCGGUAGCUACGAUGGAUGAUGACCAGAAAGCCAAAGCUCACCGAGCUCGUCACAGUGGUAGGAAAGCUGACAAGAAGGAGAAGAAGAAUGAACACGUUCAGGAGCUGACGGCCAAACAGCGAAACCCAAAGGCCUUCUCUGUGCAAUCAGUGCAGAAGGCAGAGAAAAAAUUCAGAAGGGCUAAGGACCUACAAGAGAAAAGACACCAUGUCCCCCUUGUUGAUCGCACCCCAGUUGAGCCACCACCAUAUAUAGUGGCCGUUGUUGGGCCACCAAAAGUUGGCAAAACAACUCUUCUUCAGUGCCUGAUAAAGAACUUCACGAGGCAGUUUGUGAGCACCAUAACUGGCCCAAUAACCAUUGUGUCAGGAAAAAAGCGCAGACUGACACUUCUGGAGUGCAACAAUGAUAUUAACUGCAUGAUAGAUGUGGCAAAAGUAGCUGAUUUGGUGCUACUCAUGGUGGAUGCCAGCUAUGGCUUUGAAAUGGAGACCUUUGAGUUUUUGAACAUUUGUCAAGUUCAUGGUUUCCCUAGAAUCAUGGGUGUGCUCUCGCACUUGGACAUGAUCAAGAAUACCAAGACUCUGCGUCACACCAAAAAGCAGAUGAAGCAUCGAUUCUGGACUGAAAUAUACCAGGGUGCAAAACUCUUCUACUUGUCAGGUCUCAUCAGAGGGGAAUACUUGAAGAAUGAGAUUCACAACCUUGGAAGGUUUAUCUCAGUCAUGAAGUUUAGACCACUUCAGUGGCGAACAUCUCACCCAUACCUGCUGGUGGACCGAAUGGAAGAUGUCACUGAUCCAGAGUCAAUUCGUACCACUCCAAAAUGUGAUCGAAACAUCUGUGUCUAUGGAUAUGCACGAGGAGCAAGCUUCAAGAGCAAGACCAACAUACACAUCCCUGGUUGUGGUGACUUCAGCAUCCAUGAGAUUAGCCUGCUUCCUGACCCAUGCCCACUGCCUGACAAGGAAAAGCGGCGCUCUCUUAAUGAGAAGGAGCGUCUCCUCUAUGCUCCCAUGGCUGGAGUUGGAGGCGUUGUCUUUGACAAGGAUGCUGUCUACAUAGACUUGCGUGGCAGCCACUCCCACAAGGAAGGACGAGGG
Rhipicephalus sanguineus (brown dog tick) is the source of this 1319-nucleotide messenger RNA. Its product is annotated as ribosome biogenesis protein BMS1 homolog. Gene Ontology annotation, cellular component: 90S preribosome; nucleus. Lineage: Eukaryota; Metazoa; Arthropoda; Arachnida; Ixodida; Ixodidae. Gene Ontology annotation, molecular function: GTP binding; U3 snoRNA binding; GTPase activity. The record is from RefSeq and is a predicted model, not a curated record. Gene Ontology annotation, biological process: endonucleolytic cleavage of tricistronic rRNA transcript (SSU-rRNA, 5.8S rRNA, LSU-rRNA); ribosome biogenesis; maturation of SSU-rRNA from tricistronic rRNA transcript (SSU-rRNA, 5.8S rRNA, LSU-rRNA).